AUGACGACGGAGUCCACCAAUGCUUCCGCAGAUCCUGUGAACGAUUCGCAUGCGAAUGGCAAGGAAACAAGUGCCGAGCAUCAUGGCAAGGGCAAGGACCAUUCGGUAGCAAAUGCCUCGGAUACCAACGAAAAGAACGGCACCGAGAAAGCGGAAAUCAACAAGUCUCCAUCCAAGGCACCUUCAAGUGUAAAGGAAGAAACGUCAAACGUCUUUUCCAGUGACGACGAUAUGCCGUUGGCAGCGGCUGGGUCGACAAAGGCGAAGGCACAAGAUGCAAAGGAUUCCAAGGAUGACAAGCCAAAAUCAAGCGACAAGGCAAAAGAUCACAAAGACACGAAGGAGUCGCAUAAGAAGGAAGUUAAACAAGACGGCGAAGCAAAAGCUCCUUCGAAGGUGAAAGAUGAGCCCAAGAGCAAGGCCUCAAAACCAGAUGCAGAGGAUAGUGACGAUGAAAAACCUAUUAGCAAGCUGAGGGCUGAAAAUGCGAAAGCUGCCAAGAAAGAAACAAAGCCACCUGCACCUGCCUCCGACAGUGAUGACGACAAACCCAUCAGAGCCCUAGCAUCAAAGUCCCCGGUGAAAAAAGAGGCGAAGGGUUCUGGCAAGAAGAGGAAGAUUGCAGAUUCUGACUCUGAAGAUGAGCCAGUGAAGAAACCAAGCAAGAAACCGGCCAAGUUAUCGAAGAACAACUCAGCGAGCAACGUCAAGAAGCCCGCAACAAGCCUCAAGGAGUGGUUGAUUGAAAAGUUUCUCAUCCGGUGGUGGUACGUGGUGGAAUGGCCUCCCAAGGACCGAGACCUACCGAAGAUGGAUGGAUACAAAGAGCUGGAUCAUUAUCCUUACCUCCUCUUCAACGAAGAUACUGGCCAUGUGAAGAACUGUCGUACCAAAGAGAACAUGCCUCCUUGCAAAGAGAAGUACAUGUCGCGUUCGACAGACGAAAUGCGCAAGAUGGCGAUGGAGGCGAUUCAGAAGCAGAUGGAGGUUUUGAAAGAGCACGAGCCGCACAACACUGAGCUCUUGAACACGUUGAAAAAGGAGCUGAAGGAAGUGAAGGGGAAAACCUCAGCGGAAGUGGGAGUCUAG
This is a messenger RNA of Guillardia theta CCMP2712, 1089 nucleotides long. RefSeq lists its product as hypothetical. The coding region runs from base 1 to 1089 and encodes 362 amino acids. Lineage: Eukaryota; Cryptophyceae; Pyrenomonadales; Geminigeraceae. The transcript has 4 exons. The record is from RefSeq and is a predicted model, not a curated record.